This is a messenger RNA of Myzus persicae (green peach aphid), 567 nucleotides long. It is a transcript of the gene rdgBbeta, whose product is annotated as cytoplasmic phosphatidylinositol transfer protein 1. Gene Ontology annotation, molecular function: phosphatidylinositol transfer activity; phosphatidylinositol binding. Lineage: Eukaryota; Metazoa; Arthropoda; Insecta; Hemiptera; Aphididae. The record is from RefSeq and is a predicted model, not a curated record. Gene Ontology annotation, biological process: phospholipid transport. The coding region runs from base 1 to 567 and encodes 188 amino acids. Gene Ontology annotation, cellular component: cytoplasm. The transcript is spliced from 4 exons.
AUGCAUGUGUGUCUCGGGUUAACCGGCGAGAAGCUAGUAGAAAGGAUUGUGGAUUUCGUGGACGUCGCAUAUGACGAAGUCAGUCCAAAACAUUACAAAGAGGAAGAGGAUCUGAAGUUUUUCCAGUCGAAGAAGACCAUGAGGGGUCCUCUGCCGGAAAAUUGGAAAAAUACAACUUCACCGAUUAUGUGCUCGUACAAAGUGGUCGAGGCGUCGUUCGAGGUGUGGGGCAUUCAGUCCAAGGCUGAAGAAUAUAUUCAAAAAACAAUUCGUGAGAUCUUGUUGCUCGGUCACCGCCAGGCCUUCGCGUGGAUCGACGAUUGGAUAUCGAUGACGAUCGCAGACGUGCGCACUUACGAGUGUGAAAUGCAACGUAAGACCAACACCAAAGUGAACGCGUGUGUGUCGGACACCGAGGCCAGCGAAAAACCAGCGGAAUUUGAUGGCGAAGGUGGCGGCGGGGGACUUAAGUCUCCUAAAUCUUUUUUACCAUUGACCAAUUUGUUCUCUCCUUCGUCUUCGUCGUCGUCGUCUGGUCAAAACAAUACCUCAUGGUUUUCCUGGUGA